Messenger RNA from Amaranthus tricolor (Joseph's coat), 2114 nucleotides. Its product is annotated as putative beta-glucosidase 41. Gene Ontology annotation, molecular function: beta-glucosidase activity. The record is from RefSeq and is a predicted model, not a curated record. Gene Ontology annotation, biological process: carbohydrate metabolic process. The transcript has 13 exons. Lineage: Eukaryota; Viridiplantae; Streptophyta; Magnoliopsida; Caryophyllales; Amaranthaceae. Bases 295 to 1848 code for a protein of 517 amino acids.
CUCCCAUAGGGCAUACAUACGUAUAUAUAAAAGUAAAAACAAGCUCACUCAAUUUAGGAUUAGUCAUUACCUUAACCUCUAAACCCCGCAACCUCCUCCCACAAUCUCUCAUCUAUUUUUCAUUUUAAGGUACCCAUUACCCAUUAUUCAAAUACAAAUCGUCCUUUAAAGCUAAGACUUUUUACUUUUUUUUGGGUUGAAUUAAUCACACAAAUUUGUACAUAUACAUACCAAUUUUCAUGAAAUACUAGCCAAAUUUUUUAAUUCAAGUAUUAUUAUUAAUAUAUUAUAAUAAUGUUUUCUUUAAACAGAAACAGAGUUUCUCUGUUUUUUGUAGUAAAUUUCUGGGUUUUCUGGGUAUUUUCAAUGAAUUUAAAUGCUGAUUUUAUUAGUAGAAAUGAUUUUCCUGACGGGUUUAUGUUUGGAACAGCUUCUUCUGCUUACCAGUUUGAAGGAGCUGUAAAUGAAGGAAACAGAGGAGAGAGUAUUUGGGAUACUUUCUCAAGACUUCCGGGGAGGAUAUUGGAUUUUAGCCAUGCGGAUGUAGCUGUUGAUCAAUAUCAUAGAUUUAAGAGUGAUGUAAAGUUAAUGAAGGAUCUAGGAAUGGAUGCUUACAGAUUCUCUAUCUCUUGGCCUAGAAUUUUCCCAAAUGGUACAGGAGAACCAAACCCUGAAGGAAUAAAAUACUACAAUAAUCUUAUUGAUGCUUUGCUUGAGAAAGGAAUCCAACCUUAUGUAACCUUAUACCAUUGGGAUCUUCCACAAGCCCUGGAAGACCGUUACGAUGGAUGGUUGAACAAUCAAAUUAUUAAAGAUUUUGAGCUUUAUGCAUCGACAUGCUUUGAAGCUUUUGGGGAUAGAGUAAAAUAUUGGGUUACCUUCAACGAGCCUCGAGGGUUUUCCAUCCAAGGCUAUGAUUCCGGAGUCCAAGCUCCCGGAAGAUGUUCGUUUUUCAUUCAUUUGUUAUGUAAGGAAGGAAAAUCAUCAGAUGAGCCUUAUGUAGUAGCUCACAAUAUAUUGCUUUCUCAUGCUGCUGUUUACCAUACUUACCAAAAGAAAUAUAAGGAAAUACAAGGAGGAUCAAUUGGGAUUGCAUUGGAUGCCAAAUGGUUCGAGCCAAUAACUAGUAAAAAGGAAGAUCGAGAUGCUGCACAAAGGGCAUUGGAUUUCUCCCUUGGAUGGUUCCUUGAUCCACUAUUCUUCGGAUAUUAUCCAAGUUCGAUGAAGAAACGUGUUGGAAACAGGCUUCCUGAAAUUUCACUCGAGAUAUCAACACAACUGAAAAAUACUUUAGAUUUCGUUGGCAUUAACCAUUACACAACAUUGUAUGCUCGAAAUGACAGAAUCGGGUUCAGGAAAUUCAUACUGCAGGACGCCUCAAGUGAUUCGUCUGUCAUUACUUCUCCUAAUAGGUAUGGUGUACCAAUUGGAGAAAGGGCUGCUUCGAGGUGGCUUGUGAUCGUCCCUUGGGGCAUUCGUUCAGUAGCAAGAUAUGUUCGGGACAAUUAUAACAACCCUCCGAUGUUCAUUACCGAAAAUGGCAUGGAUGAAGAGCACAAGCCACAUGUAGCAUUGAAUGAUGCCUUACAAGAUAAUAAAAGAAUAAGUUUCCAUAGAGACUACCUUUCCAACCUCUCGGCUGCUAUAAGGCAAGACGAGUGUGAUGUUCGAGGAUACUUCGUAUGGUCCUUGCUAGAUAAUUGGGAAUGGAAUCUCGGUUAUACACAUCGUUUUGGACUGUAUUAUGUGGACUACAAGAACAAUCUUACAAGAAUCCCCAAGAAUUCUGUUAAUUGGUUCAAAACUUUUCUUAGAGUUGGUGAUAAUAGUCUUUACAAAGCAUCAUAAUUUAAUUUUUAUAAUUUUGUUCUUGGAUUUGCAAACACGUCAUCUUUAUGUACAUGACAAAAAAAAUUUAAAAUAUAACAUUUUAUUACAAAUUAUAGAGGUUAUUUUCCAUUAACUCUUGUAGCAAACAUAUGUGCCACAUUAGAAAAGCAAGAGCUUCUAGUUGGUAAUGAAAUUCCGUGAAAAGAAAAUACGUGUUUAAUUAGAGUUUCAUUCCCAUAAGGAUGACAUGUUAUUAUAUUAAUGAAAAUUUAUACAAUUUUUUU